This is a messenger RNA of Cavia porcellus (domestic guinea pig), 597 nucleotides long. RefSeq names its product keratinocyte associated protein 2 (gene Krtcap2). The coding region runs from base 154 to 567 and encodes 137 amino acids. Lineage: Eukaryota; Metazoa; Chordata; Mammalia; Rodentia; Caviidae. The record is from RefSeq and is a predicted model, not a curated record. The transcript has 5 exons.
GGCUGAAAGAGGAAGAGGCAGAGUGCAGCGGUCCGCGCUGGGCGCUGACGCACGCGCACAGCGACCCGCGCCGGGUUCGACUCCCCUUUCUUGGCCGGAGCCCCUGACUGGAGCCGCUGACUGAAGCCCGCUGACUGGAACGACUGGCGGGGCAUGAUGGUGGUAGGCACUGGCACCUCGCUGGCGCUGUCCUCCCUCCUGUCUCUGCUGCUCUUCGCCGGGAUGCAGAUAUAUAGCCGCCAACUGGCCUCCACCGAGUGGCUCACCAUCCAGGGCGGCCUGCUGGGCUCCGGCCUGUUCGUCUUCUCUCUCACCGCCUUCAAUAAUCUGGAGAACCUGGUCUUUGGCAAAGGAUUCCAGGCCAAGAUCUUCCCUGAGAUUCUCCUGUGUCUCCUGUUGGCGCUCUUUGCAUCUGGUCUCAUCCACCGAGUCUGUGUAACCACUUGCUUCAUCUUCUCCAUGGUUGGUUUGUACUACAUCAACAAGAUCUCCUCUACUUUGUACCAGGCAACAGCUCCAGUUCUCACACAAACCAAGGUCACUGGCAAAGGCAAGAAAAGGAACUAACUGUCUUUCUAAUAAAGUUGAUUCUUUGUA